AUGGUUGAGCGCUUUUCUAUCGAGCAGAUCUCUGCUUCAUCUAGACAAAAAUCCGGGAUGUCAAAGACGAAGACCCUCCUAUUCACUAUAUUAAUCACUCUACUAUCCCUCUGCACUGCAGCGGCACUCAUCGUCGCCUCGAUCGCAAUGAAAAAAACACAGGAGCUCGAAGACUUCAGAUCCUCGCUCUUCAUCAGCGAUUUGGAGCGCAUAUUUAAUAGCACGGCCUAUGCUAUUGCAAACAGUGGACCAGAUGCACCAGCAUGUCAUGAUUACACUGCGGAGACGAUCACCGGCCAAACAACAUUGCCCGGUAUUUGCGUGUCUGUGGAAGAAAGUUAUAAUAUGUGGGUGACCAGACUUGCAGAUAACUGUACUCCGUAUAUCUUUGCUGAAGAAAACUGCACUGGCGUUUCUAGAGGCUUUGAGAAGAUAGCUACUCCCACAUGUAUCGUUGCAGCAGGAGGAGGCCGAUUGAGUGGGCAAGAUCGGCCGAGUGAAGCUGCAAGACAUGAAGAGAAAUGGGAAGAAGUUGCCGCGGACACGGAUCUUUCACUGAAACGCUACGAGGGCAAAUUUGAUCGAGCCGAUAAGUCUAUUUCCUACUUCUACCGACUGAGCGUGUUGCACCUCCUUAUAAUUGACUAUUACUGGCCUGCUGUUAUUCUGAAAAUCGUUGUAUCUGUGUCAGACAAGACAGCAUCCUGA
Messenger RNA from Aspergillus niger, 708 nucleotides. RefSeq lists its product as hypothetical. NCBI's taxonomy places the organism in Eukaryota, Fungi, Ascomycota, Eurotiomycetes, Eurotiales, Aspergillaceae. The record is from RefSeq and is a predicted model, not a curated record. The transcript is spliced from 3 exons. Bases 1 to 708 code for a protein of 235 amino acids.